CCCCUGACAAAACCCUAAUCACUGCACUAUAAACCACUCCAAUUACAAAACCCAUCUCCCUCCAUUUUUGCUCAAACGCUUCUCCACUCUCCACUCCAUUUUGAAGACCGCUCAUUCUCAUCCGCAAGCACAGAACGGCCGAAAUUUUCCGGCAAUCGGAGCUUGAAAUUCGAAUGGAGAACGCAGUGGAUCAAGAUCAACAAUGGCUUAUCAACUGCUUGAAUGCCACUCUGGACCCCAAUCACCAAGUCCGAUCCUUCGCCGAAACCUCUCUUAAACAAGCUUCCCUUCAACCAGGUUUUGGAGGCGCAUUGUCAAGAGUUGCUGCAAGCAGGGAGCUUCCUUUGGGAUUGCGCCAAUUAGCUGCAGUUCUUCUAAAGCAGUUUAUAAAGAAACACUGGCAGGAAGAUGAACCGGACUUUGAGCAUCCAGUUGUUUCAAGUGAUGAAAAGGAAGCUAUUCGUCGUCUACUCCUCACAUUGCUCGAUGAUCCUCACAGAAAAGUGUGCACUGCAAUAAGUAUGGCUGUAGCAUCUAUUGCGCAUUAUGAUUGGCCAGAGGACUGGCCUGAUCUCUUACCAACUCUAAUAAAUUGGAUUGUGGACCAAAUUAACAUGAAUGCUGUGCAUGGAGCAUUGAGGUGCUUGGCGCUUCUUUCUGCAGAUUUGGAUGAUAAGAUGGUUCCACAACUUGUUCCUGUUUUGUUCCCUUGUUUGCACAGAAUUGUAUCAUCUCCUCAGAUUUAUGACAAAGCUCUUCGCACAAAGGCCCUUUCUAUAGUUUAUGAUUGUAUUUCCAUGUUGGGGACAAUGAGUGGUGUGUACAAGACCGAGACAACUACUUUGAUGUUACCCAUGCUUCAACCCUGGAUCAAUCAGUUCUCUUCCAUUCUAGAACAGCCUGUGCCAUCUGAAGAUCCUGAGGAUUGGAGCAUCAGAAUGGAGGUUUUAAAGUGCUUGAAUCAGUCUGUCCAAAAUUUCCCUGGCCUUAUGGAAAGUCAGUUUAUGGUUAUUCUAGGGCCAUUAUGGCAGACAUUUGUAUCAUCUUUACGAGUGUACACGCAAGCAUCAAUUGAGGGUGUAGAUGAUCCAUAUGAUGGAAGAUAUGAUUCUGAUGGUGCAGAACAAAGCCUUGAAUCAUUUGUCAUCCAGUUAUUUGAGUUCCUAUUGACUAUUUUGGGCAGUAAAAGGUUUGUAAAGGUAAUUGCAAAUAACAUGAAGGAGUUGGUCUACUGUGCCAUUGCUUUUCUUCAGAUAACAGAACAGCAGGCUCACACAUGGUUGAUGGAUGCUAAUCAAUUUGUUGCUGAUGAGGAGGAUAAUACUUAUAGUUGUCGAGCUUCUGGUGCCCUGUUACUGGAAGAGGUCAUUAAUUCUUGUGGUGCAGAGGGAAUAGAUGCUAUACUUGAAUCUGCAGAGAAACGAAUUAAUGAGUCGCAGCAAGAGAAAACUGCUGGUUCCAUCGUUUGGUGGCGAAUUCGGGAGGCUACCCUUUUUGCUUUGGCAUCAGUGUCAGAACAAUUACUUGAAGCAGAGGUUUCUGGGAUUUCCAGAGCUAGAUUAGGAAAUAUUUUGGAGAAAGUUCUUACAGAAGACAUGGUGACUGGGGUUAAUGAAUAUCCCUUCCUUUAUGCUCGUAUGUUUUCAUCCAUUGCUAAAUUUUCCUCUGUGAUCAACCAGGGAAUUAUUCAGCAGUUUCUGUAUGCUGCUGUUAAGGCAAUUGGCAUGGAUGUGCCUCCCCCUGUAAAGGUAGGCGCUUGUCGAGCACUUUCCCAGCUUUUGCUUGAUGCAGACACUGGAACUCUUCAGCCACAUAUUAUGGAUUUGUUUUCAUCACUUACAGACCUUCUUAAACAUGCAUCUGAUGAAACAAUGCAUCUGGUGCUUGAGACACUACAGGCUACUGUCAAGGCAGGUCCUGAACUAUUGCCAUCAGUGGAACCCAUUCUCUCUCCUAUCAUCCUUAAUGUGUGGGCUUCACAUGUUUCAGACCCUUUUGCCAGCAUUGAUGCUCUUGAGGUUUUGGAGGCAAUAAAAAAUGCUCCUGGUUGCAUACAACCGUUGGUUUCUCGAAUUUUACCUUUUGUUGGGCCAGUGCUCACUAAACCACAACAGCAGUCUGAAGGUUUAGUAGCUGGUUCACUAGAUCUUCUAACAAUGUUGUUGAAGAAUGCACCAAAAGAUGUCAUCAAAGCUAUUUAUGACAUUUCAUUUGAUCCUGUUAUUAGGAUAAUCCUCCAAAGUGAUGAUCAUAGUGAAAUGCAGAAUGCAACCCAAUGCUUAGCUGCUCUUGUCUAUGGUGGAAAGCAAGACUUACUUGGAUGGGGUGGUGAUCCUGGAUUCACAAUGAAAUGCUUGCUUGAUGUAACCUCAAGGCUUUUGAAUCCUGAUCUAGAAAGUUCAGUCUCACUUUUUGUUGGGAGCUACAUUUUGCAACUUAUUUUGCACCUCCCUUCGCAAAUGGCACAUCACAUCAGAGACCUAGUUGCUGCACUUUUGAGGCGCAUGCAAUCUUGCGAAAUUUCUGCACUCAAGAGUUCAUUGCUGCUUAUUUUUGCCAGACUGGUCCAUAUGAGUGAUCCACAUGUUGAACAAUUCAUUGAUUUGUUGCUUGGACUACCAGCUGAAGACCAUCAUAACUCCUUUGCUUAUUUAAUGUUUGAAUGGACUAAAAUGCAAGGGGAAAUUCAGGGAGCCUACCAAAUCAAAGUGACAACAACUGCUUUGGCUUUAUUGCUAUCUACCAGGCAUGCUGAGUUGGAGAAAAUCAAUGUUCAAGGACAUCUUAUUAAGUCCUCUGCUGGGAUUACUACACGCUCAAAGGCUAAAACAGCUCCAGAUCAAUGGACAGUAAUGCCUCUUCCUGUGAAGAUUCUGGCUAUAUUGGCAGAUUCCUUAAUUGAAAUUCAAGAACAAGCUUUAGGAGAUGGUGAUGAGGAUGAUGACUGGGAGGAAGCCGAAGGUGGAGAUAUUGAAAGGGAUGAAGCUCUAUUGUUUGCAGCUGGUUCUACAUCCAAUAGCAGACCCAGUUAUGAGUAUCUUAAUGCAAUGGCUAAGGCUUUGAAUGAGGAUGACGAUGAUGGAUUUGAUGACGACCUUCAUUGUAGUGGUGACCCCCUAAACGAGAUAAAUCUGGUGAAUUAUCUUAAAGAUUUUCUUCAGAAGUUUUGUCAUAGCAGUGAAGCACUCUUUCACCAUCUUUUAAAGAGCUUAACCAGAGCUCAACAGGAAGCAAUCCUGACGGUGCUGAAUCAAUGAGGGCGUUUUGAGAAAUAUUGCUUUGUCCAUCAUUGCAGCGCAUUCUGAAAGCUCAGCAAGAAGCCAUUCUGAUGGUGAUGAUUGACGAAUCAAUGACAACUUGUUUGUUGUGCUGAAUGUUUUCCUUGAUAUUGUUUGACCUCGAGAACUUUUUUUUUUUUUUUUUUUGAUUGUUCUAAUUCCAUUGUGCUCGAGAGAGAGAGAGUGGUUGUGGGUUGUAAAGUGGCGGGCGGUUUGUCAUUCUUAUCGUUAGUUUCGUCUGAUUGAAGUGUGUAUAAGUUAGGAUAACAUUCUUGUAACCUCGGAUGCUCGUUUAUGUCUGGGAGGUGGAAGUGCAUUGUGUGUCUGGUGCUAAGAUUGGAUUUAUUCAUUUGUAUAUCGACAUUUCUCAUAAAACUUUAGUGAAGAUGACUAUUGUUGAAGUCCAGGAA
This is a messenger RNA of Ipomoea triloba (trilobed morning glory), 3688 nucleotides long. Its product is annotated as importin-9. The transcript has 33 exons. Gene Ontology annotation, cellular component: cytosol; nuclear envelope. Lineage: Eukaryota; Viridiplantae; Streptophyta; Magnoliopsida; Solanales; Convolvulaceae. The record is from RefSeq and is a predicted model, not a curated record. Bases 174 to 3257 code for a protein of 1027 amino acids. Gene Ontology annotation, biological process: protein import into nucleus. Gene Ontology annotation, molecular function: small GTPase binding.